AGCUGGCUGGAGGCCUGGCGGGUGGGGAAACAGAGGGGUGGGGAUCUGGGGUGGGCUGCGCCCCUUGGCUCUGACCCAGUCCACGCUCUGGCCCGCAGGAAGCAGAGGCUGUCAGCUCAUUCACUCCCCUUUCAGGACAGGGAGAGAAUAAAAGCUCUCUGGUCCCGCCCGGCUUCAAAAAGCCACUAGAGCCUCCUGGUCAGCUUGCGGGCCGCUCCCUUCUCACGCCUGGACCAUGCCCCGCUGCGGGUUUCUGCGAGGCCACAGGCGAGCACUCGAUAUCUGCAGCUGAGCGCUAAAACUUUUAAAACUUUUCUUCUCCCCAACAACUGAACCAUGCCAUGUGCUCGGGGGAGCUGGCUGGCCAAGCUCUCGAUGGUGGCUCAGUUUCUUAACUUUGGGGCUUUUUGCCACGGGAGACAAACUCAGCCCUGGCCGGUUCGCUUCCCAGACCCGAGGCAAGAACAUUUUAUCAAGUCCCUGCCAGAAUACCACAUAGUGAGUCCAGUCCAAGUAGAUGCUGGUGGCCAUGUUCUGUCCUAUGGCCUGCAUCACCCUGUCACUAGCAGCAGGAAGAAGAGAGCCUCAGAUGGUUCUGGGAACCAGGUGUACUACAGGAUUUCACACGAAGAAAAAGACCUGAUUUUCAAUCUGACGGUCAACUGGGAAUUUCUUUCCAACAGCUAUGUUGUGGAGAGGAGAUAUGGGAACCUUUCCCAUGUUAAGAUGGUGGCUUCCUCAGGCCAGCCCUGCCAUCUCAGGGGCACAGUUCUGCAGCAGGGCACCACGGUCGGGAUCGGGACAGCAGCUCUCAGUGCCUGCCAAGGACUGACUGGAUUUUUCCAUCUACCACAUGGAGACUUUUUCAUUGAGCCUGUUAAAAAGCAUCCACUGACCGAGGAAGGGUCCUACCCUCAUGUCGUAUACAGGAGGCAGAGCGCUGGAGCUCCAGAGGCAACGGAGCCUACCUGCGGAUUAAAGGACAGUCUUGAUAACUCUGCGAAGCAAGAGCUGCAGCGGGAGAAGUGGGAGAGGAAAAACUUACCCCGCAGAAGCCUCUCCCGACGCUCCAUAAGCAAGGAGAGAUGGGUGGAGACCCUCGUGGUGGCUGACACCAAGAUGGUAGAGUACCAUGGAAGUGAGAGCGUGGAGUCGUACAUCCUCACCAUCAUGAAUAUGGUCACUGGGUUGUUUCAUAACCCAAGCAUUGGAAAUCUAGUCCACAUUGUUGUGGUUCGGCUCAUUCUACUUGAAGAAGAGGAGCAAGGAUUGAAAAUAGUUCACCAUGCAGAGAAGACACUGUCCAGCUUCUGCAAGUGGCAGAAGAGCAUCAAUCCCAAGAGUGACCUCAACCCUGCCCAUCAUGAUGUGGCUGUCCUUAUCACCAGAAAGGACAUCUGUGCUGGUGUCAAUCGCCCAUGUGAGACUCUGGGGCUGUCCCAAUUGUCAGGAAUGUGCCAACCUCACAGGAGCUGUAACAUCAAUGAAGACUCUGGCCUCCCCCUGGCUUUCACCAUUGCACAUGAACUUGGUCACAGCUUUGGCAUCCAACAUGAUGGAAAGGAAAAUGACUGUGAGCCUGUGGGCAGGCACCCGUACAUCAUGUCCCAACAGAUUCAGUAUGACCCGACUCCACUGACGUGGUCGAAAUGCAGCAAGGAGUAUAUCACUCGCUUCUUGGACCGAGGCAGGGGGUUCUGUCUUGAUGAUAUCCCCAGAAAGAAAGGGUUGAAGUCCAACGUCAUCGCCCCUGGAGUCAUUUACGAUGUUCAUCACCAGUGCCAGCUCCAAUAUGGCCCAAAUGCUACGUUCUGCCAGGAAGUGGAAAAUGUUUGCCAGACGCUGUGGUGCUCAGUGAAAGGCUACUGUCGCUCUAAGCUGGAUGCUGCUGCAGAUGGGACUCGUUGUGGUGAGAAGAAGUGGUGUAUGGCGGGAAAGUGCAUCACAGUGGGGAAGAAACCAGAGAGCAUCCCCGGAGCCUGGGGACGCUGGUCACCCUGGUCGCACUGUUCCAGGACCUGUGGGGUAGGAGCUCAGAGCGCAGAGAGGCUCUGCAACAACCCAGAACCAAAGUUUGGAGGGAAAUACUGCACCGGAGAAAGGAAACGCUAUCGCUUAUGCAAUGUCCACCCCUGCCGCUCAGACACUCCAACUUUCCGGCAGAUGCAGUGCAGUGAAUUUGACACAGUCCCCUACAAAAACCAAUUCUACCGCUGGUUCCCAGUGUUUAAUGCAGCACAUCCUUGUGAGCUGUACUGCAGACCCAUUGAUGAACAGUUUUCUGAGAGAAUGCUGGAAGCUGUCAUUGAUGGCACCCCAUGCUUCGAAGGUGGCAACAGCAGAAAUGUCUGUAUUAAUGGCAUAUGUAAGAGGGUUGGCUGUGACUAUGAGAUCGAUUCCAAUGCUACAGAGGAUCGCUGCGGUGUGUGCCUUGGAGAUGGCUCUGCCUGCCAGACUGUGAAGAAGCUGUUUAGACAGAAGGAAGGAUCUGGUUAUGUUGACAUCGGACUUAUUCCCAAAGGUGCAAGGGAUAUAAGGGUGAUGGAAAUCAAGGCAGCUGGCAAUUUCCUGGCCAUUAGGAGUGAAGAUCCAGAAAAAUACUACCUCAACGGAGGGUUCAUUAUCCAGUGGAAUGGAAACUAUAAACUGGCAGGCACCGUUUUCCAGUAUGACAGGAAAGGAGAUCUGGAGAAACUUAUGGCUCCAGGCCCCACCAACGAGUCAGUGUGGCUCCAGCUACUAUUCCAGGUGACUAACCCUGGUAUCAAGUAUGAGUACACAGUCCGGAAAGAUGGCCUUGACAAUGACGUGGAGAAGUUGCUGUACUCCUGGCAAUUUGGCCGCUGGACAGACUGCAGUGUAACAUGUGGAACAGGUAUCCGCAGGCAGGCUGCCCAUUGUGUCAAGAAGGGCCACGGUGUAGUGAAAACGACCUUCUGUAACCCAGAAACACAGCCCAGCGUGAGACAGAGGAAGUGCCAUGAAAUGGAUUGCCCACCCAGGUGGUGGGCAGGGGAGUGGGAAGCGUGCUCAACGACAUGUGGGCCCUAUGGAGAAAAAAAGAGAACCGUGCUGUGCAUCCAGACCAUGGGCUCUGAUGAACAAGCUCUCCCUGCUACAGACUGCCAGCACCUGCUGAAGCCCAAAGCACUGGUUUCCUGCAACAGAGAUAUUCUGUGUCCAUCAGACUGGACAGUAGGCAACUGGAGUGAGUGCUCGGUUUCCUGUGGUGGUGGAGUGAGGAUUCGCAGUGUCACGUGUGCCAAGAACCUUAAUGAACCAUGUGACAAGACACGGAAACCCAACAGUCGGGCUCUGUGUGGCCUCCAGCAGUGCCCAUUUAGCCGUAGAGUUCUGAAACCCAAUAAAGAUAUAGCUCCCAAUGGGAAAAAUCAAACAACAUCAGAACGCGACCCCUUCAAGCCCAUCCCAGCACCAACAUCCAGGCCCACACCACUGUCCACACCCACAGCGCCUGAGUCUAUGAGCACAAGUACUCCCACAAUCGACAGCCUUGGCUCCACCAUAGCAUCCCAAGAAGAUCCAAAUGGGAUAGGAUGGCAGAAUAAUUCAACCCAAGCUGAAGAGGGCUCCUACUUCCCUACUUCUUCUGGAAGCACUUCCCAGGCGCCCCUGACUUCCUGGUCUUUGAGUAUCCAACCUGAUGAUGAGAAUGUUUCCAGUUCAGCUAUAGGUCCCACUUCAGAGGGUGACUUUUGGGCAACCACAACAAGUGAUUCUGGUUUAUCAUUUAGCGAUGCUAUGACUUGGCAGGUAACUCCAUUUUAUAGCACUGUGACCACAGAUCCAGAAGUGGAGAUGCAUAGUGGAUCUGGGGGAGACAGUGACCAGCCUUUGAACAAGGAUGAAAGCAACUCUGUGAUAUGGAACAAGAUCGGAGUACCUGAACAUGAUGCUCCCAUGGAGAUGGAUGCAGAAAUGCCACUUGGACCUCCACCAACAUCUUAUGUGGGGGAAGAGCCCCCAUGGCCUCCCUUCAGUACAAUGAUGGAAGGCUCAUUACCUGCCUGGUCCUUCAAAAAUGAGACACCCAGGGAUGAGGGGAUGAUCACUGAAAAUUCAAGGAAGAUUCCACUCCUUCUUGGAGGAGACCACCAGCCAGCAACCUCAAAGAAGUUAGGAAACCAUGACAAAUUGGCACUGCCAAAUAAUACAAAUCCAACCCAAGGCUCUGGGCCUGUCCUGACUGAAGAAGAUGCCUCCAGUCUGAUUGCUGAGGGGUUUUUGCUAAAUGCUUCUGACUACAAGCAUCUUAUGAAGGACCACAGCCCUGCAUACUGGAUUGUUGGAAACUGGAGUCAAUGCUCCACCACCUGUGGGCUGGGGGCCUACUGGAGGAGUGUGGAGUGUAGCACUGGGGUGAAUGCUGACUGCACAACCAUUCAGAGGCCAGACCCUGCUAAAAAGUGCCACCUCCGCCCCUGUGCUGGCUGGCGAGUGGGAAACUGGAGCCAGUGCUCCCGAAAUUGCAGUGGAGGCUUCAAGAUUCGUGAGGUUCAGUGCAUGGACAGCCUGGACCACCACCGGAGCCUGAGGCCAUUUCAUUGUCAAUUCCUGGCUGGCGCUCCUCCUCCGCUAAGUAUGAGCUGUAACCUGGAGCCUUGUGGAGAAUGGAAAGUGGAGCCCUGGAGCCAGUGUUCUAGGUCCUGUGGAGGCGGUGUUCAGGAGAGAGGAGUGUCUUGUCCUGGAGGCCCCUGUGACUGGACAAAAAGGCCGGCAACCACUGUGCCCUGCAACAGACACCUUUGCUGUCACUGGGCCACUGGGAACUGGGAGCUGUGCACCACUUCCUGUGGUGGUGGCUCUCAGAAGAGGACCAUUCAUUGCAUCCCCUCAGAAAACAGUACAACUGAAGAGCAAGGCCAGUGCCUCUGUGACCAUCAAGUCAAACCCCCAGAAUUCCAAAAAUGCAACCAGCAAGCCUGCAGGAAGAGUGCUGAUUUAACUUGCACAAAGGACAGACUUUCAACCAGCUUCUGCCAGACACUGAAAUCCAUGAGGAAGUGCUCUGUGCCAUCAGUGCGAGCCCAGUGCUGUCUCUCGUGUCCACAGGCGCCCAGCAUCCACACCCAGAGGCAAAGAAAACAGCAAUUGCUCCAAAGUCAUGACACACUCUAGGUUCAGAGAGAAGCCAUAGUCAUGGGCCUCCAUAGCCUGAUACCCAAGAACAUGGUCCGGACAGUCACUUCACUACUAUUUUACUUUACACAUUCUAGGUUCAACUUUGGGUCAUAACAAAACAAAAUGCAAUGUGUGUGUCUAGCCACAAAAGGUUCCUCACAGAAAGCUUGGGGCUGGCUGCUCCCUGAUAGGAAGACAAAGUGUUUGAGAGAAUGCUGCAGCAGUUGAGAUGAGUUCCUGGGGAAAGUGCCAGAUGAGGCAAGUCUGUGAAAAUAUGUCUUUCCCCCUUCAAAGUUAAAAAUACAGCCUAGAUUUUGUUUUUCCAAACUACCUCAAGAGUACCAAGAAACAGAGCCACACGUACCCAGGAAAUAGAUGAUCUUUUAAAUUUGUCUUCAUGAAUAUAUCCUCUUUGGGUGCUUUGGGUAGCCACUGUUUAAAAGUCAUGGGGCAAUUUUCAGGAACAUCUAUCCAGUCGUCAAUAAGGAUAGGAAAAGGAUGUCAGCUGUGGUGCUCAGUCUUCUCUCCAUCCCUGUAGGACUUCACAACUGGAAACGUGGAACCUUGGGACAAACAAUGGAGACUUGAGAUUAAGGAGACACGAGCAUCAGAUGCAGCCUAGGGGGAUUACAUUGGCGAUCAGGAAGUCAUUUUUCACUUAACUUCAGUUUCUAUUAAAAAUCCUAAAAACACAAAGGAACAGAAAUCAACUUCUCCCAAGCAUAAGAAAGUUUGUUCCUCAAACUUUCCUGACUUUGUCAUCUUGUCACAGAACAAAUGUGUAUCCCUGUCUGCCAGGCUUUCUCCUGCCCUGUCCUUAUCGGGGUCAUGACCUCAGGUCCUGCCAUCAUCCCUGUGCAGGAAGAUUAUACACAAAAACGGCUACAACUGGGGUUAGAGCUGACUUCGUACCCUAUUUCUCUCCUGAGAGAAAAAAGUGAAGUUCCAGGUUAAACCACUUUUCAAAAUCAGGUAAAUUGUACUAAGUCUAGGAAUUUAGUAGAAAUUUAUAGUUUAGGAGAAAAAAGUUCUAAAAAGUGGGCAAGAUUACCUAUUUAGUGUGUCCAUUGGUGACUUUUAAAAGUGUUUUGUCACUAGAGAUAGAGAGCUGGGGUUGAAUGCAUAUUUAGCACAGUUGUGCAAGGCUGUAAGUUUGGUCUCUAGCAACAUUCAUGCGUGAGUAUACACAUACACAGAGAAUCAAAAACAGAGGCUAACUUACCUUGUGGAGAGCAAGCAAGUCAAGAGGGUCCCAACCACUGAAAUGGAAGUUAGUGUGCUUAUUUGAGACAUCCCCACCACCACCACACAUACACACACACACACACACACACACACACACACACACACACACACACUGAAGUCAGAGAUGCAAGCCCUGGGGAAAGACCUCAGAACCAGCUCUUGAUAGGAUAGGAGGCAACACAUGCCUUCGGGGAUGGAUCACAUAGCUUUAAGCUUAUGCACCAAUAUACAUCAUCUUCCUACAGUACCCCACAGCUCCCUGUAGUUAUCCAUCCAUUCAGCAGAACGGUGCUAUUAAACUUGGUGCUAAUACCUAGAUGGUGGCAGAGCUAGCAAAAAUGUUAACAAGUAGUCACAUGAAUGGUUAAGUGUCUACGAACUUCCAGAUAGACAUAAUGUUCUGUGUGAUGGUGUUGCUGGCCAAUGCCAGUUUUAUUUGUUCUGAGACCAUAAACAUACCAUUAUAUAGUAUGUGCUUUUAAACUCUUUCAAGCCACUAGCAUGUGUUGUUCUGAUCGAUUGCCGUGGAAAUAAAACACUGGUAUAUGGAUAAAAUCCAAGCUAUACCAGAAAUUGGAGGAAAUACACAUUUACUGAAGCCAGGGAAUUUAUGUGUAGUUAAGCACGCAUUCUUGCAUUCUGUCUUUACAUAAGAAUAUUGCUGGCCAAUGACAAUCUCUGGUGAAAUAGCUAAUUUAGAGAAAUACAUUACUCUGUUAGUGGCAUAAAUGGUGAAAAUAAGUAGAGGGGGAACGUGACUUUCUAAUGAGGAAUUUUGCAAAGACUAGUCGUAUAGGCUUUCAGAAGUGUUUAUUAGGAAGCCAUGUGAAUUUAACUUGAGCUGGUUGAUGUUCUAGAGUAAAGUACGUGACACCAGAGUCCUGGGUAUGACCAGGCUUAUGAAACUCAGGAACAACCUUGGAUCUCUACUGACCUCAACAAACAUAAGUAGACCAGAUUUCCCAAUGCAAAAGGUAGACCAUGUCACUCGGGGCCCCGUGCGGUGAGGCACAUCAUGAGUCUGUGGGGAGAGUCUGGCCAGGUGCUUCAUUCUAGAGCUUUCUCCAGUUUCUCAAGUACAGGAAACAGGCCUCUGAUCAUGUAUUGAGGACAUCCUCUUCCUACCACGGUGAAACUCUCCUAUGGCUCGUGUCACCUGUGUUUGCUCUCGGAGUCAUCAGUCAACUGCUCCCCUGUGGACUAUCAGUGUCUCCAUGGGUAUUUAAUGCUUGAGAUGCUAGAAGAACCGUGACUAGCAGGAUGAUGCUGACAGCAAGAGCUGGAUAGUAUCUUCACAGGGUCAGUUGUGAAGGCUCGGUUUAUGUCACCCAUAUCCCCCUUCAUGUUAACACCUUGAAGGUAUGAGUAAGAAGUUCAGCAAGAGACCCUGGCUAUAUCCUUACUAUGAGCCUAACAGGGCCACCAAGAGCCUUGUACUUAAAUAUAUCAUGUUGGGUUUACAUUGUUUCUCAGAGUGAUAGAAUUAGUUCUCUAAAAAGUUAUAGGCUAUUUAAUUCUUGAACAUCAAAAGAGAACAAUAUUCCUAGAAACUUUAUAGUGAAUACUUUAUUUAGCUCAUGAAUCAUGUCCUGCAAGAAAGGAUUGCUUUCCUCGGUGGGAAUAGCUGUUUAGUCAUAGGUCUUCCUAAACAGGAGCACAGACCCUUCCUCCUGGUCUCCCGAGACAGCAGGUCUUCACUGGCUUUCCAGUGCAGUGCUUUCUGAGAGUCUGUUUUGAACCACCUCCAUCAAGAAUCUGAAGCAGUUUGAGGGAUUAUGUUAUUUCAGACCCUAACUUCCCAUCUGGUUAGCUGACCGGUCUCUGAAAGCUCCAUGUGGCUAACCUAGAAAAGUGCAAAGUCUUAGCUUUCUCCUUUCUCACUUCAAGAUGAAGCUCUGGGACCGCCUAUCUGGUGCUCAAUCCACAGUGAUUCACUUACAGAGGCCACACAUCUUGAGCUUCCUGGUGCUAUAACCAAUCCAAUAUGAUUGAUGCUACUCCUGUUGCUAAUUCAGGUUUUUUUUUUUAAUUCAAGUAUUUUUAUUUUAAGUUCUGUCACUAAAAAUAAUGUGAUGGGGGAAAAAUGUAUUUCUCCCCUAACACUGCCCUCCAAAAUAAUGGUGUGACAUCCAUGGCUAAUGCAUUGUCUCUCCUGUGUUUCUGUACUGCUGCUUCACCACCUGAUUCCCACACUCCUUAUGUAUCCUGUGAGUACCUCAGUAUUAAAGCCAGAUUAUAAUCAUAGACUGUCUUCACAUGGCAUCAAUAAAUGGCCAAACUCGUUGAUG
Messenger RNA from Mus pahari (shrew mouse), 8675 nucleotides. It is a transcript of the gene Adamts12, whose product is annotated as ADAM metallopeptidase with thrombospondin type 1 motif 12. Gene Ontology annotation, cellular component: extracellular matrix. NCBI's taxonomy places the organism in Eukaryota, Metazoa, Chordata, Mammalia, Rodentia, Muridae. The transcript is spliced from 24 exons. Bases 337 to 5139 code for a protein of 1600 amino acids. Gene Ontology annotation, biological process: proteolysis; extracellular matrix organization. Gene Ontology annotation, molecular function: metalloendopeptidase activity. The record is from RefSeq and is a predicted model, not a curated record.